Molecule: messenger RNA, 18950 nt
Organism: Chlamydomonas reinhardtii
Lineage: Eukaryota; Viridiplantae; Chlorophyta; Chlorophyceae; Chlamydomonadales; Chlamydomonadaceae
Exons: 18
Coding region: 60-16109 (5349 amino acids)
Biological process (GO): cyclic nucleotide biosynthetic process; intracellular signal transduction
Source: RefSeq, a predicted model, not a curated record
CUCUUGGGGAACAAGACAACCCCUGGCUUAAAGGAUAGAGCGGCCAUGCGAAGGUCAAAAUGAGGCCUUCGGGCGUGCGGCCCCGAACGGGGCCAUAUCUAGGGACACUGCUCCUUUGCAUCAUAUGCUGGAGCAGCGUGGCCGCAGGCGACAGCGGCGGAGCUGCGGCAACUGUAUUAGACACCAACGACACGCUGGUAGCAGGGGCCUGCACCAACAACUCGCUGGAGGCGCUGCGGCUUGGGGUCCUGUCUUUAAAUGGUUCCAGUGAUGCCGGGCAGCUGGGCGCGCUGCUGCAAGCUAGCUGGGCCGGCCUCUCCAGCAUACCCGUCGACAUCGUGCCGGUCGGUUUCGGAACCGCGGGCUGGGAGGCGGCCGUCGCAGGACAGGGCUUUACAGCCUGGACCUCCACCCCCGCCACGGCGGCCGCCGCGGCGGCGGCCUCGCUGGACCUGCCGCCCGCCAUGCUCCUGUCAGACCCCGAGCUGGUCUGGUUGGACCUGCUGCCGAUGCUGAGGUCCGGGGCCGUACUGUACGACGGAAGGUUGGUGGCGCUGCCGUACGCCGUGGAGGCGCCGCUGCUGCUGUACCGCAGGGACGCGCUGGAGCGGCUGGGCUCCGGUCCCGCCGCCACCUGGCCCGAGCUGGUGGCGCUGCUGCAGCGGCUGAAGCAGCUGGACACGCAGACACAGACACAGGCGCAGGCGCAGACGGGCAACAGCAGCAGCAGCAGCAGCAGCAGCCUUGGCAGCAACGGCACCACCGCCGCAACAACAGAAGGCGCAGCGGCCGCGUCGGCCGUCGCCGCGCCUCCUACCUGGGGCUUCUGCAACGCGCUGCCGUCGGGCUGCGACCGCGACGCCGACCUGCUGCUCAGCAUCUGGGCCAGCGCCGCGCUGCCGGCACUGCCUCCUCCCACCAGCCGGGCAGAGCUGCAGCGCCUGCUGGACUCUCAGCUGCGAGACGGCCUGGCGGCGCCGGCGCUCGCGUGGGCGCUGGGCGUGUAUCGACAGCUGUUGGCGGCGGCGCCGCCAGGCUCGGGGCACGGGCGCUGCACGCGGCCGCGAGUGGAGGCGGCGCUGGCGCGCUGCGCGGUGGUGCUGGGUCCCAGCAGCGGCAUCAAGGCCGCGCUGUGGCGGCUCAGUCAGGGCAGCAGCAGUAGCAGUGGCGCCGGAAACGGCAGUAGCAGCAGCGCCGGCAACGGCACUAGCACUAGCGGUGGCGGUGGCGGUGGCGGCGCCAGGCGGCGGCUGCGCCACGAUGGCGCGCCGCUGGAGCUGGAAGAUGGCGAGGGCGGCGCGGGCGUGGCGCUGACCACCAUGCUGCCGGGCAGCGUGCUCGCGGCGGACCCCGUCACCGGGGCGCUGCGGCCGUGCGCGGGGGUGGGGCAGGCGGUCGGCAGUAGCAGCGGCAGUAGCAGCGGCAGUAGCAGCAGCAGUAGCGGCAGCGGCGUGUAUCUGGCGUGUCGGCACCUGGUGGUGCUGCCGGGCCUCCAGGCCACGGAGCCAGACCGAGUGGUGAUGGGCGUGUCGCCGCAGCCGCUCGCCUUCACCGCCGUCCCCGACUCACCCGCCUUGCCCCUGGCCGCCGCCGCCACGGCUACGGCUGCUGCGGCCGCCGCCUACACCAACAGCACCAGCACCGGCCGCAGGCUGCUGGCGGCAGAAGCGCCAGCCGCAGCUGCCAGCAGUGCCGCCGCUGCCGCGCCUCCGGGCGUGGCUCCCUCCGUGGCCGUGUACCUGGGCAAUGAGGUCCUGGCGCUGCACAUCAACGCCAGCGCGCCGCCGCCGCAGCAGUACGCGGCGUGGCGGCUGCUGGCGGCGGCGCUGAGCCCAGGCGCGGUGUGGCCGGCGGUGGUGGCGCCCACGGAGGGCGGGGCCACGGUCACGCGGCGCUCGCAGCUGCGGGAUGUGGACAGGUGGGAGGCGGCCGGCUACUCCCGGGCCGACAUCACAGCGUACUUGCAGGCUCUGUCCGCCACGCUGGACGGCAACCCGCUGACCUUCACAGCCUUGCGUGACCUGCCGCCCGCCACCCGGGACGCGCUGUACGGCGCAUUCGCGGAGGCAGCCAACCGCGCCGCCGGCUUUGCAACGCCGGCGGCGUCGGCGUCGGCGUCUGGCAUGCCAGCUGCGGCGGCGGCGGCGGCGUCGGGUGCGGAUGCGACUAGCGAUGGCGGCGGCCUGGAUGACACGACAGCGAUUGCCAAGGAGACCCUCCGCGCCAUUGCCGCCCUCUACACGGCGCGUCGCGCCGAGGUGACGCAGGGCUUCAUCCGCUCCCUGCAUCUCUCCUUCCCGCCCGCCGCCGCCAGCGACGGCGGCGACGCCGGCGGCGGCGGAGGCUCGGCCGGCGUCCUGCGCGGCGCUGCAUUGGCGGGCCUGAUCGUGGCGCUGACGGUGGUGGGCGUGGUGGCCGUGACGCUGCUGCUGCUGCGCGCGCGGCGAUGGGCGCUGCUUCAGGACCUGCGGAAAAAGCUGAGGUUUCUGGAUCGAGCCUCGGCGGCUCCGGGUUACGGCCCCGACACCACGCUGAUGCUGACGGACGUCCAGGACUCCACACAGCUGUGGGAGCUGCUGCCGGCCAGUGUGAUGGACGCUGCGCUGUCGCUGCACAACGGCGCCUUCCGGCAGCUGCUGCCGCACUACCGCGGAUACGAGUGCCACACCGAGGGCGACUCGUUCGUUCUGGCAUUCCACACCGCAGUGGAGGCCGCCGCCUUUGCGCUGGAGAUACAGAUCAUCCUUAUCUCUUUGGACUGGCCGCAAGAGCUGCUCGACACAGAGCUGUGCGGCAUGGUCAAGAACACAGCCGCCACAGCCGCCGCGGCGGUGGCGGCCGCAGCCGCCGCCUCCACGGCGCCGCCAGGAGCCGGCGGCGGCGGUUACCUGUUGUCGACGGCGGGCGGUCAGCGGACAUACGACCAGUACGGGCUGGCAAGCGUAGGGCACGGCAGCGGCGGCGACGGCGGCGCGGCGGUGGCAGCGAACAGCGCGCUCGCGUCGUCACUGGUCGCCAUGCACUUUCCUGGCGUGGUGCUGGGGACCGGGGCUGGAGGCGGCGGCGGCGGCGGGUCGGCGUUUGCGUCCAACGACGGUGACCGACGCAUGGGAGGCGGCAGCAGCAACGGUGGCGGCGGAGGAGCUUGCGGCAUGGAUGGCGACGGCGGCGGCGGAGCGUUCCUGGAUAGCAAUGGCGGCCUGCUGUCUUCACACAGUGCCGCUGUUGUAGCGAGGGCCGGUGGCGGCGGCGGCGGCGGCGGCUACGCUGAGCUAGACGGCGGCGAGGCGGCGGUUGCGGCGGCGGCAGCGGCCGCGGCUCUUGACGAGCCGUGGGGGUUGCAGGCUGUGGAUGAGGAGCGGGCGGAUUCAGACGAGCACCUGGCAGAUGUCUUCCUGGCGAGCAGCCGCGUCACUGGCGGCGGCGGCGGCGACGGCGGCGGCAUCCCCGGCUCAACGGGGGCCACGGCCGCGGCAGGCGCGGCAGCUGCAGCCGGCACAUUCGGAAUGAGCAGGCGGCUGGUGCGGCGCUCGCGCACCUUCAGCACCAUGCAGGCGCUCAUGGCGGCGGUGCAGGAGCGGCCGCUGUGGAGUGGCGGCGGCGGCGCCGCCGCCGUCACUGGAGGCGGCGGCACCGGCGGGCACCCAAUGCAGGGUAUACGGCGGUCAGGCGGCAUAGCACGAGCGCCGCCGCCCAGCGCUGACGUCACCGCCUGGGGCGGCGGCGGCGGUGGCGGUGGUGGCUUCCUCAUGUCAGCCGACGGGUAUCGCGCCGGCGGCGGCGGCGCCGCCACCACUGACGGCGCCUGGCCGCUGCACUCGCCGCCGGGCAACUGGCGCCAGCGGGGGCCCUCGCCGCCGCUUGCCCUGAUGGGACCGCGCCCGCACCCGCACCAGCAGCACUACCACCAAGUAGUUCAGCCGGGGCCGGGCGGCGUCGGCUCGCCGUCUGCCGGCCUGCCACAUGGGCCCCUGGGAUUCCGCGCGCCGCGCAGCACCGGCGGCGGCUCGUCGGAUCACGGCAACGGCUCACGACACGUUAACGGCAUCGAGAUGGGGCACCUGCCCGCCUCGCCCACGUCGCCGCAUCGGAUGCUUGGCGGCAGCGGCAGGGGCAGCGGCGUCGGCAGCGGCGCCAGCCCCCGCGGCGCCACGGCGGCACUGCUGCCGGAGGCGCGGAGCUCCCUGACGUCGGCUGCGGCGCCAGCGCCAGCGCCGGCGCCAGCGCCAGCGGGGCCGGGGCCUGGCUCGGGGCUGCUGCCGCCGGGGGCGGUGCGCCAGCUGAGCUUCGUCAAGCCGCCGCCGCUGCCGCCGCUGCGCGUGCCCGGCAGCGGCAGCGUCACCGGCUGGGAGUCUGGGCUUCCUCGCAGUGGCGGCGGCGCACAUGCAGUCACGCCGCGCAGCUUGGGCAGCGGCAGCGAGGGGCCGGGGACCACGGUGGCGGCGGUGGCGGUGGCGGCCUUGGGGUCGGGCGCCUCCGCCAGCCCCACGCCGCGGGCGUCGGCCCCCGGCAGCAGCAGCACGGGCGCCUUCCGACCUGUGCGCUCCACAGGCUCACUGGCGGCGGCGGUGGUGGCGGGCGCGCACAGCGACGCAGCGGCGGCGCCUGGAGAUUUCGGCGGCGGCGGCGGCGGCGGUGGGUAUGAGCGGCCGUCCGCCGACUCGUCGCGCUCCUCCGCCAACCGUGCUCUGGAGGAGGCCUCUCUUCGGCUUUACCCGGUGCCCAUGCACGCAUUUGGGUCCGUGACGUCUCCCGCUUCAGCCGCCGCCUCCAGCCGCGGCGGCGGCGCCGCCGCCGCCGGAGGCGCCGCAGGCGCCGGCGGCAGCAGCGGCGCGAACGCGCGUGGUGUCGGCUCGCUGCGGUCCCUGCCCAGUGGCGGCGCGGCGCCGGCGGGCAGCUCCUCCAUGGACACCUCCUCGGCGAGGCUGCUGCAGCUGGGCGGCCGCUCCACUGACAUAUCCGGCAGUGGCGCCAGCCGCUCGCUGCGGCUGCUGGCGGCGGGGCGCGCCUCGCGCCGCUCGUCCACCGGCGCCGCCACGCCGCCGUUCACAGGCCUCCUGGCGACGGUGCGUGUGUCCAACACAAGCGCCGCCGCCGCCGAAGACGACAACGGCUGGGAUUGUGACAUCGCCGGCGGCGCCACUGCGGGCGUCGGGCUUCGCGGCGGCGUGGAGUUCAUGCUGGGCAUGGGUGGGGGCGCGGGGCUGCGUGGCGGCGCGCUUGGAACGAUUGUGGAUAUGCAGCUGGAAGAGGAGGCCGCUGGCCGCGUGGCCGACGAAAGCAAUGCAGCAGCGAUGGACACGGCCGCCGCUACAGCUGCCGCCCUUGUGCGUGGCCGCAGCGGCCGGAGCCCGCCGCCACCGCGGGGCAUGGGCAGCGGCGGCGGGUCGGAGGGCGCCCCGGUCGCCACCGCCGCCGCCACCAUUAUGCGGCCGCUGCUUGCCGACUCGCCUCUCAUUGUGGUGGGUGACCCAGCCAAAGAAGCGCGGCGCCGCCGCCGCCGGCGCGCCCUGAAGGCUGCGCGCAGCGAUGACGGCAGCGGCGGUGACGUCGACGGCGACGGCUCUAGCGGCGCGGGUGACGGCACUGACGGCGGAUUCUGUGACGCCAGCACGCGCAGCAGCACCUUCGACGGCGGCGCCAACGGUGCUGCCGCCAGCGGCGCCGCCGGCGGUGUCAGCAGCGGCGGCGGCCUCAGUGGCGGCGGCGGCGGCGGCGGCGGGCACGCGCUGCUGGCAGCGGCGCAUCGCAUCAUCCUGGGUGGCGCCCUGGACGGCUGGCAGGGCCCGGGAGCCGCCGUGACGCGCAGCGCCGCUGCGGCGAUGCAACACGCGGCCACCGGCAGCACUGGCAGCGACAGCAUCACCACCGAUGGCACAGCCAGCACAGCCAGCAUGGACCUUCCCUUCUCCUCUACCGCUUUGGACGCAGUGCAGGCGCGUCGCUCGUCCAGGCUGACCGACUGGCAGCCGCCGCAACAGGCGUCGACGGCGGCAGCGGCGGCUGCCGCCGCCGCCGCCGCCGCCGCCGCGCAGCAGUCGCCCAAGUCAGGGGGCCGUCGCAGCCUGCACCUGGGUGACGGCGGCGCGGAUGGUCCGGCGGUGAUGGGUUCCGCCGGCGCCGCCACCAGCAGGCGCGCGGCGUCAGGCUCGGCAAUUGCCGUGCCGCGCUUCCUGACGGCGGCUUCCGGGUUGCCCGCCGGGGGCGGCGGCGCUGGCGGCACUGGCGGGGUCCGCCGCAGCAUGACAGGCACACGCACGGAAAGCGGUGGCGGCAUGGUGGGCAGUAUGCACGGCGGCGGCACGGCAUCGCCGAGCGCCAGCAACCACCCGUUGGUCACCCUCGGCUCCAACGUCGUUCACAUCUCGGCAGCGACGAACGAGGGCUGGGGCAGCAGCGCCGGCAAUGCCGCCGCCGCCGCCGGCGGCGGCGGGAGCAGUAGCCUGCGCACUGGGCGGUCGUCGCUGACGGGCUUUGGCGGAUUCACAUGCGGCGGCGGCGGUGCGGCGCUGUACCCGCACUUGGAGGGAUCCACGCCCGGGUCCAGCGUGCGGGGAUACGACACGGGACAGAGCUCGCAGGUACAGGGCUGGGACGCCGCCGAGGCGCCCGCUGCCGAUGGCCACGGCGGCGGCGACCUGCGCGGCGGGCGCAGCGCCGGCGGAAGAAGCGCCACGGCUGGCGCGGGUGCGUCGCCGGCGGGUGCCGCCGGCGGCGGCCUGUGGGGCACCGAUGCGCGCCGGCGGUUGUUGCACGUCGUGCCGCCGCCGCUGCUGCUGAGCAUGGACACAGACAGCAUCGGCGUUUGCGCUGACGACACCGAGGGGCUCGAGGACACGGGAGCCGAGGACCUGGAGGCAGGCGGGUCGGCGGACACGGCCCGACACGGGUCCGGCGCGGCACCGGCAGCGGCGGUGGCGGCGGAUGCGGCCGUCCCCAGCGCGAUCACGGCGCCACUGGCCAGUGACGGCGACGUCGGCGGGAACUUCGGCGGGGAUGGGAACGGAGACGGAGACGGGGACGGCGGCGAGAGCGGGGACGCAGGCGCUGUCUUGUCCCCCUUCGUACGCAGCGCCGGCUCAGACCACGGCGCCGAGUCUGACAGCGGCGAGGGCGGCGGGCGAGCCGCCGCCGCCGCCACCGCCGGCCUCCGCUCCUCGCCGUCCUGGCGGCGCGGCGUCAGCCGCAGUGCGUCCGUCAACAACAUCCCCAGCGGCGCCGCCGCUGCUGCCGUUGCGGCCGGCGGCGCCGCCGCCGCCUCCAGUGGCGGCGCGGGCACGGGCUCCGGCUUCACCGGCUUUGCCAGCGUGAGCGUCAGCGGCGCGCCAGCGCUGGCGGCGCCGCCGGCGGCGCUGCGCGGCCGCAGCAACACCAGCCUGCUGCCGCGCCGCCAGCGCGCGUUGACGGAGUACGUGCAGUCGCCGCUGGGCCGUUCGGCGUCCAAGGGCCCGACGGCACCGUGGGAGCAGGGCCCGGAGGAGGGCGAGAGCAGCGAGCCGUACCACUUCGGCUUUGGUGGCGGUGGCGGCGGCGGCGGUAGUAAUGCCUGUGGCGGCGGCGGCGGCGGGGACCGCGGCAGCGCUGGGGUCAGCAGCGCCGCCAGCGGCAACCUUGCCAGCCGCGUCACCUCCGUCGCGGGGACGGGCAAGAUCCUCCGCGCCGGCAGUAUCGACGGCAGCGGCGGCGUCGACAGCAGCAGCAGCAGGCUGAAGAGGCUGGGGUCCGGCAGCCACGGCAUGCGGUCCGGCCCCGCGCGCGCGCUGGCGAUUGCGGCGGGCAUCUUCGGCUUUGGCGAAAGCAAGAGCACCGGUGCCGCCGCCGGCGCCGGCGCUGCGGGCACCGGCGCUGCGGCGCUUGCAAAUUUGCGUGCAACGCUCGAGCAGCAGGUUGGCAAUGACGCCGCCGGCAGCUCCUUUCCCGGCGUAGCCGUCAGGCCGCUCUCGCGCUCGGGGUCGGGGCUGCAGUACAGCGGCCGCAUCCCGGCGCUUGCUAGGGUCGGCAAUUCGCCUGGCCUGCGUGGCGGUGUGGACAUUGACGGCCGCCGCCACAGCGUCGGGUCCGCCAGCCGCCUCGCGUCGCCGUCGGCGGCAGCUGCGGUGGCGGCGGCGCUGCCGCGGCACUCGUCCUCGGGCGCUCCAUCAACCCCAGCGGGCGACCGGCCCUCGUCCUCCUCUAACAUAUCAAACUCUGUUCGCGUGCGGCUGCUGCAAGCGACCGUGGGCAUCGACGGCGGCAGCGGCGGCGGUGGCGGCGGCAGCCCUCGGCGCUUCAGCCGCCGCCGCAGCAGCACCCACUCCGACCCCGGCGGCCCUGUGCCGCUUCCGGCAGGGUCCGGCGCGGCGACCGAUGGGGGUCCCGGGACCUCGGGCGGCACAAGCCAGGUUGGCGGCCCAGUCGGGCUGGCGGAUGCGGGCGGCGGCGGUGCUGCCGCUGCGGCAACGGCGGCCGCCGCCGCGUUCGCGCAGGCAAACCGCUACCGCACGCCGGCCUCGCUUGCCGGCGCCGAUGCUGGGUUCACGGGUCCCGGCGGCGGGCGCUACGAUCGCAGCAGCGCCGCCGCCGCCGUCGCGGCGCGCCGCCACCGCCUUCCGGCGCGCAGCGCCACGCCGCCGCCUCGGCUGCCUGGCACCGCCGGCGGCGUCGGGCCCUUCGGCGCCGCCGGCCUGGGCUCCGUUGCCGGCGCCGGGGGACUUAACUAUGCCAACCCCACGUACGCCUCCACUUCCCGCGCCGGCAUCGCUGGUGCCACGACCAGCCACCUGCCCACCAUUGCCGCGGGCAGCGCCUACGGCGGCAUGAGCAGUACGGGAUACGGCGGCGUCGACGGCGCCGGCGCUCCCUGGGGCAGCGGCGUGGUGGUGGGCAGCGGCCGCAUGCUGGCGGGCCUGGACGCGCUGGCAGAGGCAUACAGCACUGCCGCGGCGCAGCAGGCGGCGGCCGCCGCCGCCGUCAACGGCGGCGGCGGCGGCUCCGCCGCCGCGGGUUCGCAGCCGGCCUCCGGUCGCACCACACCCGCCGGCGGCUCGCGUUGGUCGCUGGCGGCGCGCGCGGCGCGCACGUCCGUGUCGCAGUCGCUGGCGGCGGCGCUGCACGGCGCCGCCGGCAGCGCCGCCGGCAGCGCCGGCCAGCACGACAGCCGCAUGCUGCUGGACGGCCGCUGCUCCGACGGCCGCGUGUUCAACCCGCUGUACAACGCAGGCGGUACAAACCCUGGAGGGCCCGGUUACGGUUACGGUUAUGGGUCGGUGCACGGCGCCGGUCCGGGGAGUACUGCUGCUGGUACGAGCACGGCGCUGCUGACGCAGUACGGCCGCGACAGUACUGCGUACGACGCAAUGGGCGCCAGCGCGGCGCUGCUGUCGUUGCACGGCAUUGAGGUGGGCAACGCCUCCAACGGCAAUAACCCUAACGGUCCCGGCGGCGGCGGCGGCGGCAGCCAGCAGUUAAUUGGCGGCUCCAACACGGGUGCUCUGGCGCCGCCGCUGGUGCAGACGGUGGCGGCGCCUUCGAGCGGCAGCCGGCCUCGUGACAGCGGCCUGCUAGCGCCCUACCCCGGCGUCAGCCGCGACCUGCCCGGCGCGGGCCGUGACAGCAACACCGGCCGCCUGCUUACGGCCCUGGGAACUGCUUUCCGCAGCAAGCGCGCCUCGCGCGGCGGGUGGGCGGGCCAGGACUCGGGCGGCGUCGGCGCCAGCUCGCGCCGCUUGUUCGGCUCGCGCGCUGGCAGCGGCGCACUUGGUGGCGGCGGCGGCGGCGGCGGCCCCGAGUCCAUGGGUGCCAGCAGCCGAGACGGCGGCGGCGCCGCCGCUGCCGCCGCCGCUGCUGCCGCCGCCGCCGGGCCUGCCACCUUCCUGGAGGCGAUGCUGCAGAUGGCGACGGGAGCGGUGGGCUCCCCCGCCGGUAGCAAGGCGUCGUAUGCCACCAAUGCGCACAUUAGCCCGAGCUACGGCCCCCAGCACGUGCAGCCGCAGCAGCUGCUGUCGGCAUGCGUGCUGCCCAGCACUGACGAGGCGGCGGGGGUGCGGGUGAUGAGCGGCGGCACAGCCGCCGCCGCCAGCAACACCGUCGGCGGCGCUUCUGGCGGGGAAAACGCCGCCGCUGGCGCAGCGCUGGCGAACCGCCGCAGCACCAGUGGCGGCCGCAACCGCCUGCGCCGCAGCAUCACGCCACUGGGUUUGCUGCUCGGCACCUUCGGCACCGGCACCAGCGGCGCGUCAGGCGUGGAUGGCAGCGGCGGCAGCAUCAUCACUGGCGGCGGCGGCACCUGCGCCGGCGGCUUGGGCCGUAGCGCCGUCGGCGGCUUCCGAAGUGUUCGCGGCUUGCACCGCUUCAUCCCAUGGGGCAGCGGCGCGUCGCGUGACGGCGGCCACCGUGCGGAGAGCGCCUGCAGCAAUGACGUCGCCGAGCACACUGUACCCUCCGGCGGCGGCAAGCCGCGGCAGUCGCUGGCUUCGCCGCUGCAGUACGCGCUGUCGGGCAACAGCGUCAUUGACGCGCCGCGGCUGCGCGGCAGCACCGCAGCCGUGUCCAGCCCGCGCAGCCGCCACGCCUUGCUGGCGGCGGCGGCGCAGCGCGCGGCCGGCGGCGGCGGUGUCGUCAGCGUCGGUGGCUUCCCGUCGGUGUUCACGGCGCACGGCGUGGGGCCCAUGUCGACUCCGGGCCAGGACUCCGCCACCGGCGAAGCCGGCAGCUCUGUCCUGGGCGACACACGCACGGACAGCCACCCGUCCCCGAUGCCACGCCUGGCGCCUUUCUCCGGCGCCGCCACCAUCCACGGUGCCGCCACCACCCACGGCACCAGCACGGACACCGAGACGUUGGGAGGGACGCCGCGCGACGGCCAGUACGGCGCCGCCUCGAUUCAGCCCGCGCCGUCGGCGCCCAUGCCCCUGACAUCCGCGUCCGCCGCCGGGCAGUCGCCGCAGCGCUCGCCGUACGCGCCCGGCGGCGCCUUCAUUCCUGGCCAGCGUUUCGGCACCGGCAUAGUCACGCCGACGGGUGGCUACGCCCGGAGCGCGAGCGUUGACGCGCCACCGCCCUGGCUCACGCAUCCGUCUGCACCCAGUGCCGCCGCCGCCGCCGCAGUUCCCUCUGCCGCCGCCGCCGCCGCCGCCGCCGGCGCUGCGAGUGACGCCCGGACGCCGCGUACGUCAGCGCCCGCCCGGUCGUACACCUUCACGUAUGGCCAACCGCCGCAACGCCAGUCGCUGUCGCUGCUGCGGCAGGGGCUGGUGUCCGGCUUCCCGCUGAAUGGCGGCGGCGGCAGCGGCGGCGGCAGCGGUGGCGGCAGCGGCAGUGGCGGCACGGUUUUACACCUGUCGCCGCGCCUGUCGUCUCGCUUGGAGCUGGAGCCGGUGGAAGAGGGCGUGCCAGCGGCGGCGGCAUCCCUUGCCCGCGGCGGCGGCGCCGCGGCUGGCAGCGCAUCUGUCAGCGGUGGCAUCGCGGCGUCAGCAGGCGCCGCGGCCACGGUGGUCACACAUUUGAUGUUAGUGGCUGCACUGCAGUCGACGUCCCCCUGUGGCGACAGCCACGACGGCCGCAGCAGCGGCUUUGCAAGCAGUGGCGCCGCCGUUGCCGCAGCCGCCACGGCUGCCACGACCGCACGUUCCAGCGCGCACCAGACGGCCGCCGGUGCCGUGCUUCCCAUGUAUGUGGAACCUGAUCUGGGCCACUCGCCACCUGCUGAUGCAGAUGGUAGGGGCGGCAGCGACGCCGCCGCCGGCUCCGCGGCAGCUGCUGCACGCAGCUCCACACCGCUUGACACCGCCCCAGCAUCUUUUCUUCAUAACGCAACGACAGAUCACGAACUGGCAACGGCAGCUGGAGCCAACCGCCGCGCUGGCAACCAAGCCGCCGUAACCGCCGCCGCCGCGGCCGCCGCUGCUGCCGGUGAUGGCGAUGGUGGCGGCGGCGGGCGCGUCGGCUCCCCGGCAAGCAGCAUUUACGGCGAGCCCGCAGCGGUACCGCAGCUCGGCCCGGCGCCCGGCGGCGGUGCCUUCACGCCGGUCUCUGGCGUUGGCGGUCGCCGCGGCCGCGUCAGCUGGGCGGGUGCUGGCGGCGGCGCAUUGCGGACCAGCAUGUUGGGCCGCUCGCCGUCGCAGUCGCCGCCAGGCACUGCGGAGCCUUCGCUCGCGAGUCCCGGCGUAUCCGCCGCCGCUGCUGGCGUCGCCGCUGGCGCCGCUGGCGCCGCUGCCGCGGACACCGGCGGCAUGCUGUACCUGCUGGGUGUAGGUGUAAAGAUGGCCGCCCCCAGCUCUCUGACGUCAGACGUGGACCUGACGCCGCGUCCGUCGGGCGGCGGCGAUGGCGGCGGCGGCUCUGAAAGCGCCCUGCAACUUAGCUGUGACGACGGCACGCCGCCGCACCCGCAGCCGCCGCAGCCGCGCCGGUCCGUUAGCGGCAUUCCAGCUACGGCGGCGCAGCUGCCAAUUGCGGCAGCGGUGUCGGCCGGCGGGACGGCGGAGCCGGGGCCCGCCAGCCCGGCGGUGGCGCCGGUUCGUUCGGCCACAUCGGUACACUUGCAGGUGCUGAGGGAGGGCGGCGCGGUGGUGGCGCUGCCGGACGCGGCGGCCUCUCGCGGCGGCAGCGGUGUCAGCGGCGGCGUAUAUGGCGGUGGUGGCGGUGUGCCCUCGGCUCGCCCGGUACACAUGUCCUCCCUAAUGAAUCGCGCGAUGGCGGCGCCGGGCUCGGCCAGUGGCGGUGCUGCGGGCAGUGCCAUCAGAAGCCUCGGCGGCGGCGGCGGCGGCUGCGGCGGCGGCAGCAGCCGCACAGGCGGCAGCGGCGCCGCCACCAGCACCAGCGGCGGCCUCAUCACGGCCGACAGCCUGGAGGGCGCGCCGCGCGCCGGCUCCGCCCGCUCCGGCAGCAUGCUGCUGCCGUCGCACGGGCCCUCCGGCCGACGCUCCUCGUCACCCAUCGUGCUGCCGUCGCGCGCAGCUGCGCAGACGCACUCCGCCGGUCUCCCCAGGCAGGCGGCACUGUCUGUGCUCGCUGCCGCCGCGGCCGGCGGCGGCGCUGGCACUGGAACCGCAACUGCGACGCUGUCCACAGGCUCGUCUGCCAUCCCCUGGCCAGCUUCCUACAGCGGCUUUCCAACAGGGCCGUCGCCGCCGCCGCUACAACAGCAGCAACAGCAGCAGCUACUGACGUCACGCGCGCCCGGCCCCGCCGUGUCUGUGUCGCUCAUGCCGUUGAGUCAACUGCCGCAGCACUUGCCGAACGCCUUACAGCCACUGCAGGCGCAGCAGGGGGCGCGGGGCUUCACACACCGCUCCGGCGCCUCCUCCCAGAGCCGCCCCCGUGUGUCGCCGCAGUCAGCCCAGGCGCGCCUGGGCGGCUCCGCGCGCGGCCCUGGUGUGCUGUCGGACGUAGCAACGACGCCGGCCGCGGCAGCUGCCGCUGCAGCGGCGGCGGCUGGCGGUGGCGGCGCGACUUGGGACGUGGAUCUGGGCGGUGUCUGGUCUGGUGUCCCCGCAUCUGAGGACCCGCUGCUUGAUGAGGCGGACGUGCUAUCAAGCAUGGGUGCCGCCGGAGCGGCGCCACUGACACACUCGUAUCACACCAUCAGCGCCACCGCCACCGCCGCGGCGGCGGCAGCGCGCUCGGGGCACACCUCGUUCACGGUCAUGGGUGCCGGUGGCGGCGGCGGCGCCGGCAUUGCUGUCGGCACAGGCAGCGGCGUCAUCAGCGGCGCUGGCGGCGGCGGGUACGGCGGCGGUUACGGCGGCGACGGUUACGGCGGCGGCGGCUCCACCGCCGGCGGUUGCUUGCUCGCCUCCGGCCUUUCCAUCUCGGUUUCUCGCGUCGCGCUGCCGGCGGCGCUCACCUUGACUGCGCCGUCGCCGCUCGCGACCGCGACGGCGGCGGUGUUGGAGGCGUGCGCAUCGGGCGCGCCCGCUCACGGCGGCCCCGGCACGCCACGCGGCGGCCUCACCAGCCGCCGGACCUCCCUGCAGUCGGUGCGUCGCGGCGUCACACAAGACAACCUGCUGGCCGGACUCGGUCGGCGGUUGGAUUCAGUCGCGGCGGUUAGCGGCUCGGGCGCCGGUUCCUUGCUGGGAGGAGGGGGUGGCGGCGGAGGCGGCGACAUGCCGGCGUGGGACGCGGCCGCACGGGAGAGCUACAGGCUGCGUGGCGCGGGCGCGGGCGUUGGCAUCGCCGGCGGAGCUGGAGGGGGAGGCGGAGGCGGAGGCGCGGGGGCUCGGGUCGCAGGCAUGGUACAUCGACUGGCGGGCGGCAGCAAGAAGGGGCUGUACGGCCCCGCCGGCGCCGUGUCCGACUUCCCCAUCUGCUUCCGCGGCUUCCGCGUGCGCUGCGGCCUCCACUCGGGUCUGGAGCCGGGGCGCGACGUGUUCUACACCAAGGUCACGGGCCGCCGCGGCUACGCCGGGCCCGCCAUGGCCCUGGCCAAGACCGUGUCGGACCUGGUGCCCGGCGGCAUGGUGGUGAUGACUGCCGCCGCCUUCGCGCGGCUGCAGCCCUGGCCCAGCCCCGAUGCGCUGCCGGGCGCCAUCGUGUGGAGCCGCGGCCGCUACCGGGUCAACGUGGGCGAGGGCGUGGGCGCGGCGAGCGUGGAGGUGGACCUGUUCCAGCUGCUGUGCCCGCAGCUGCUGGCCCGGCAGCCGCACCUGGAGGCGCGGCCGUGGCGCGGCGCGGAGCAGGUGCUGCCGGGCGUGCUGGCGGCGCCGCUGGGGCGACUGGCGCUGGUGCAGGUGCAGGCGGCGGGCGUGCAGGUUCUGAGCGCCUGGGACGUGGACGUGGCGCGGGCCUCGCUGCAGGUGUUCGCGGGCGUGGCCACAGAGGUGCUGCCGGCCUGGGGCGGCUUCCCCGCGGCACUGGACAUGCAGGCAGGCAGCCUGCUGGCAGCAUUCCGGGAGCCGGCCCUGGCGCUGGGUUUCCUGCACGCCCUCAUCGACGUGGCGCGCGACGCGGCCUGGCCCGAGGAGCUGCUGCAGCACGAGCUGGGAGAGCCGCUGGCCAUCCCGCCGCCACAAGCCAGCGGCGGCGCGACAGACGGGCGGAUGUCGCCGCUGCCGCCGGGCUGGGGCAGCAGCCAGGUGUCGCCUCCGCCCGCCUUCCGCGGGCUCAGGCUCCGCUGCGCCGCCGAGGUGGCCAACGUGCGAGUGGACCUGGGCUGCGCCACCGCCGCGGCGCUGUACGAGGCGAGAGACGCCAAGGCCUUCAAGUCGCUGCGCCGCAUGACGCGCCUGGCGCACAUGGGAGAGGUGCUCUGCUCCGGGCGGCUGUUGGCGGAGGUGCUGGCCGGACCGCCGGCGGCGCUGGCCGCGCUGCACGAGCUCCUCGCCUUCUCGCCAAUCACGCCCGCCGCCGGCGGCGUGCCCGAGCGCGGCGGCGGCUUCGGCGGCGGCGGCGGUAAAGAUGUGGACACGUCCACGCGCGGCUUGGCUGUGCCGGUGUCGCCCUUGCCGCAGCGCUACUCGGUCUACGCGGCGGCGGCUCAGCAGUCGGGCCGGCUGUCGCCGCAGCCGGCGCCGCACGCGCUUCUGCGCACGCCGCAGCCCAGCGGCCGCCUGACGUCGCCGCCCAGCGCCACGCUGAUGGGGCUGGCGGCGGCGGCGGCGGCCUCCGGGCACGGCAUGGCAGCGGCGGCCGCCGACGGCGACGUCAACGGCGACGGCGGGCUUCACGGCCUGGCGAGCCCCUUGUUCGGGGCCGGUAGCGGCGCGGUCACGCCGCCGCUGUCGCCGCCGGCGCCGACGCCGACGCCGGCUGGCGGGGGUGCGGGUGCUACAGCCACGACGGGGUACGGCAUGGCGGCGGCCGCCGCCGCUGUGGCGCCGGCGCCGCACCGGCUAACGGGCAAGGAGGCCUCGCGCGCGGCGGUGUACCUGUGCACGCGCCGCCGCCAGGUGCGGCGCAGCGGCAUGGGCGACGCCGCGUUCGCCAUGGUGGGCUCCGUCGGCGGCGUGUACGGCAACGGCAUGUACGGCGCAUCUGCCGCGCUGUACGGAGGGCAGAGCAAUGCUAGCGGCGGCGGCGCCGCCGCCUUGGCAGCGGCGGCUGGCAGCAAUGCUGGCAUGGGUGUGCACGGGGCGGCGUUUGCGAGCAACUACAGUGCCGGAGCGAGCAGCCACGCCGGCGGCCGAUGAUCGUGAAUGUAGGCGAGACUGGGAGGACAAGUGUUGAGUCUGGGAGAAUAAGUGUUGAGAUGUCAGGCCCGAGCUUGGACUGAUGAGGUUUCAGGCCCACGCUUAAAGCGGUUUUGUUCCGGGUCUGUUGCGAGGAGGGGGUGCAUGGCCGAUAAACGCAUUAGCCUGCACGUGCAGACGUGACGGCCACAUGUUGAGUUGAAAGCAGCAGGAGCGCGUGCCAGAAUGGUUGCAGUCUAAACAAUCUUGUCAGGGUCAUUGCUGUGCUGGGGUAUUCCUAACUUUUGAGGACAUGCAUCCCUGCAUGGGUGGACGAACUACAGCGUCAAAGUGGGCACCGCGCAUGGGGAUGCACGCAAGCGCUUGCGGCUGGGUCGUUGCCGGCUUGGCUCCAUUGCCACUUUACUGUCAUUGACUCGAACAGUACCGGUACCGGAUGGAAAGUAAUUAUAAGUGCAAAGGGGCAUGAUGCGCAGACGGAGCCUGCUGUACAUGGUUUGUGCACGCAUGGGGAUGUGUGUCUGCCGCCGAUGUGAAGCCGAGGCAGUACGGCAGUCAGGUACGCAAGCAAGCUAAAAGCUGUUUGUUAGUUGCAGCUAGUAUGGGAAUGGCCCAGCAGAGGUAGCACACUAUGGGGCGCCGGCUACCACACAACCCAUGGUUUGCACGCAGUGGGCGUGCGUCCGGCCAACUCAAUUUGCAUCAUGGUUCUGGGCGCGGGUACUGGGGCCAGUGCUGCUUGCCACGGUGUUUUGUGGAUGGCCCACACAGGCGUUUUGCUGUACGAAUUGGGAACUGGGAAAUGGAAGCAUUGGUGCAUGGAUUCACAUGGACAUCGAAAGGAUUUGGCUGGGGACGGAAAGGAGCGGGAUCACCGCAAUGAAUAUUCAUGUGCGCUUGAUGCGCUUGUGUUGGCUGGCUGCUAACCUGCCAAGUGGGGACAUUGGGCUCAGCUACACCGCACACUGGCCGGCUCAUGCUGUGGAUUACAAUGCUACGCAUUACUAAAUUGCACCCAAGGGGUGUUGCUUGCGACGGCAUGAAUGACACGCAUCCCGUGCAGAGUCGAGCGCGCGAAGGCGGCAGGUUGGGUUGGUGUGGGGGCCAGGUUGCUUGAGCUGCCACCGCGCGGUGUGUGGCACCGGUGAUGCACACUUGUGGCGAGGAUGCGGCACGCACUAAGGGUUUGGCCCGCGACAGGGCACGCCUUUGGGUACUUCUCAUGUCUAUGGUAUCUCUGAACUGUCAAUGUUCCUCGGAAGAUUACAUAAGGCAUAUGGCGUUAUGGCGUUCGUUAUAAGUGUUUGGCAAGAGCACAAGGGAGAGGAGAAACGGAAGACCGUUGUCAUUUGUGUGUGCGGCGCUGUGUUCAUGGUAUGACAGCUGCGGGAUAGUUGCCUACCGUCAUCUGCGUUGCGUGGCAAGAGCGCGGCAGGCGGUGUUGCGGUUGAGAGGCAGCCGCCGACAACAACCAGGGGCGCUAAGGGCAGGCGCGCAGCAGGUGCUAGGCGGCUGCAGGCGCGUGUUCGCGGGGGGGUGAGCACCGGGCCGUGUCGCAAUACGGUGCCGGCGCAUGCGCCCUGUGUGCAUGAUGGGGCGGUGCGGGAGGCGGCGAGCGGUUGGUUGCAGCAGGCGGUGGAGGCGCCGUGUGGAAGGCCGGGGCUAGCCGCCCCCGGUUGGCUCAUUGGCUGUUGGGUGUGCGGUUGGCUGUUAAGAGCUUACUGGGGAGCCAGCGGGACUGAAGCAGCACGGGCGCACGGCCGCACCCCUGCGGGGCAACUUGGCGGUGUGUGGUGAGGCCUCACUCUGUAUUUGGAUACCAACGGAGCGCACACCUCCGUGCUUCAGUGCGAGUCCAGGGAUUGCACAGCACAGGCGCCGCGGUGCCACCUGACGGUAAUGACCACGACGGUCAUGCGCAGGGCCAUGUGUACCGGUUUCUUGCACAACCACGGGCUACUACGUGACUACGGAAGGCGGGCAGCAAUUAAGGGUGGGGAGGGAGUGAUGGACGUGUGUGCACCACUGGCCGGGAAUGCGCGGUACUCGCUAGCGAUAUGCGGAUAUUGCUCGAAGGAAAGCGAUUGUGGCCUGAGCGCUUGCAGCAGAACACGGCUACAAGGUCAUAUGGCUAGUUUCUUGGGUUGUUUAAAUGAUCAAUUCUAAGUGGAGCGACGAGGUCGGGAUGUUGCAGUGUCGGAAUGCAGUGACGGUUGGCACCGUCGCGUGGCCGCAUCUGAGCAGUACUUCUAAACACGUCUUUGGUAGUAUGUGGCCUAGCCUGCCUGUGGGGCACAUGAAUUGGACACACCGUUCAAGGUUUAAGUUCGAGGACAAGGUUCGACGGCUCGAGUUGAUGAGCGCGUGUUGGUGCGCGGCCCAUCCCGCAGCCCAACCGGAGAUUCCGUGUCGAGGAGAGGAAAGCGGAUACUAGCAUGGAUGCACUUGGCAACGGCCGAAAGGCUCAGGCCCCAGCGGAUUGGUUCCGGCGGAGGCCAACCGCUGGCGCAAUCCGAGCGUCCCAAAUGUACCUCAAGGCGCCCGGCUCUUCCCCAGAAGCUCAAACGUUUUUGCGUUCCUUUUUGGUACCCACAGUCAAUUGUUUCAGGAUCUGGGGUGUCCUCUUCAGUCUUCUUGUAGCAAGGCGCAAAGCUCACGUCGCGAGCCCUUAUCCCGCGAUUUUGCGACUGUUCAUCAAGUAUGCUUACGGUGCGCUGAAUUUUUGUGUCAUUAUGUGCGAGGGGGAGCACACCGUGUCGGAAAGAUAGGCUCGUUCACGCCUUUUGCCGUGCGCGUGGACGGACCGUGCACAAUACAUCGGGCCAACAAAUUAUCAAUUAC